GAAAAAAAAUUUAGUUAAGUAAAAUCAAUUUUUUAUUCAGUGGCCUAGGUUUUCUAUGGGCCUAACCUCCAAAUUUUUUGAGGUUAGUUUUGCAAAACACGAUUUGUCAAAGUGCAUCACAGUGAUUAAAAAUGCCACUAAACGAAAACCAAAUUGAAGACACUUUUUCCACGUCGGAUUGGGAAGUGAAAUCAUUCGUUUCUGACAUAAUGAAAUUAAAUGUAAACGAAGAGCAAAAUAGAAAAACAAUUGUUGCCGGCAUAAAUAAAAUGUUGAGUUCUGCCAAAACAAGAGUGGAAGGUUUGGAACUUCUGAUAACGAUUUUGCCGGCAUUUUCUUUUGAAUCAUCCGAAAACUCAUUGAAAUGGCUCAAUUUGUGUUUAAUACAACAACCAGUUGACAUCUGCAAGGAACAAAAGCUGUCAACUUUAAGUGCGAUCAUAGAAUAUGCACCAAAAGAUCAAGAGUUCAACAAACGAUUCGUCGGUGAUUAUUUAGCAAAAAUUGUUGAAUCUUGUGUAUCAACCCCUUUGGAAAAUGUUUACCAAGUACAAGUAUCUUUGGAUUGCUUGAUUACUUGUAUGAAAUAUUAUGCCAGUUCUGUAGGACCAUUUAAAAACAAAAUCGAUACAUUUGUUGUUAAAAUGCUGGACAAUGAAAACAAUGAUAUUGUUCAAAAAGCUGGACACACAUUUUUACUACUGCAACAGGUUGGUGGAGCAGGUGUGGAUGGAAGCAACCACAUUAAAAAUUUUUCGAAUCAGUUUGGAAAGCUGUGUUUAACUGUACAUAGUUUGUAUGAUGUUUUAUUUGAAAAUGUUACUGAAAUAGAAUCAUAUGAAGAGUCUGAAACUGACACGCCAUUUACUUUUAACAAAAACACCUUUGACAGUAUUAAAACAAUAUAUGUUACCACUAGGCGCUUAAGAAACUGUUUGUGUUUUAUAAAAUACAUGAUCAGUAAAAAAUUUUCUGCAACAAAAGAAACAAAACCAAAGCAGAUUUUGGAUGUAAUAAUUAGAGGUUUAUCUGUUCAUCAUUGUUUAUCUGAAAAUGUUUCAUCAAAUACUUAUCAUUUUACUUUAUUACUUAAUAUUAUUCAAAAAGACUUGUUGCAUAUGUUGCAAUUAACUAUAAAUUGGUAUCAAAGUCAUUUAUUGCCAUUUUGCUUUACCAUAAGUAAAUUGUUACUGGAUUGUUUGAGUAGAAGCCAAAAAUGCGAUUGUUUUACCAUUGACUGUGCGUACAAGGAAGCUAUUUACAAAACGAUUAUAGCAUGGAUAAAGAUUGCAAAGUCUGCAAUUAACAAUAAUUUACAACAUCAAUUAAUAACAGCCAUUUUACAUGAUGUAAAACCAGUAAAACAACAAGUUGUUUUAAAUAUUAAUAAUACAGUGGGAUUAUCUUCAAAAGCUAAAUCAAAAGCAAUUAAGGAAAAAAUCAUAUCUAGUGCACAAAAUGUUAAAAAUCCAAGUUUGUCUGCUUUAAAAAUCGAACAUAAUGAAAAAAGUUGUAAAUUGGCUUUGGAUUGUCUGAAACAUUUAUUCAACAGUAACUCAUUAAAUUUAAAAGAUUUAAAGAUUUUACAGGAUGUGUAUAAUGUAAUAUUCAAAACGCUCUUAAAUAUACAGUCUGCAAAAGUGACUCCACCAUACAACAAUAUUGAAUGUCAGGCGCUGCUUUAUGAAAUCGUAGUAGCAAUUUACGAUCAUGAAACACUCUCUUUGCUACCGCCUUUGCAAAUGAGCAUUGAUUUGUUGAAUCACGGAGCAAAUUCCCCGAAUAGGUUUAUCGCAAAGACUUGCGAAAUUGGUUUGAAUAACUUGGAGCGACUCUGUCAUCCCAUUUGUCCCUCUUUGUUGUACCCAUAUUUCGAUUCUGCAACGGUAAAGACUUAUGAGACAUUGAGUUUUGAAGAUCAAAAUGAAACUGUGCAUAAAGAGGAGUGUUUCGAAAGGGUCGAGUCGAAUUUUGAUGAGCAAAUUGAAUUUGUGAAUAAAGAAGAAUGUUCUGAAACAACUGAACCGAAAAUAGUUAUAAUAUCAAAUGAAGUUAUUUCGCCUCCCAUUAAAAAUAAGGAAAAAUCGCCACAACCCGAAUUAAUGGAAGAAGCAGAAGUAAUAUCUAGUGGGGAUUCUAAUGUCGAUGAAAAUUUAGUACAAGAAGAAAUUGAAGGUAAUAAAAACAAUGUUGAGGAGGAUUUAAACAAUACAGUUAUAUCAAUCGACGAUAGUGAUGAAAGAGUGAACACUCAUGAAGAAAAAUACGAGAAAACUGAAAAUAUCAUAGAAGAUUUAACUGUUGAUGAUGAACAAAGCUCUGAACCACCAAAAAAAAGAGCUAAAGUUAAUGAAAUUAUUUCAGUAGAGGACAACGGUUUAGAAAAAGAUUCUGCUUGUGAGAAUGAUGUUGUUUUGCAAGAAGAAAUCACUUUGUUAGAAGAACCAAAUAAGGAUUCACCUUUAGAUUUAGGUUCAAGUUUUGUAGAUGAAGUUACAGAUUACUAAAUAAUAAACGGUCCUUAUA
Aethina tumida (small hive beetle) is the source of this 2526-nucleotide messenger RNA. RefSeq lists its product as uncharacterized. Lineage: Eukaryota; Metazoa; Arthropoda; Insecta; Coleoptera; Nitidulidae. Bases 132 to 2507 code for a protein of 791 amino acids. The transcript is spliced from 9 exons. Gene Ontology annotation, biological process: rRNA processing. The record is from RefSeq and is a predicted model, not a curated record. Gene Ontology annotation, cellular component: nucleus.